AUGCCAGCAGGUUCGGUCACAUUACAAAGCAUAAAAAAACUGGGCCAGGAAAACCGCAGCUAUGAAGUCUCAGAUGAAGAGCCCGCUGGAUCGUACAUGAGUAUGUCGGCGUCUAAAGAGAACGCAAAGGCGCCGGGGAAGGCGGAGGAGCAGCCGGCCAUAAGAGUCGGGUUCUUCCAGCUGUUCCGUUUCUCCACAAAGCGGGACGUCCUGAUGAUGGCGGUGGGCGGAGCUUGCGCCGUGCUCCACGGCUCCGCCCAGCCCCUGAUGCUGCUGGUGUUCGGGCUCCUCACCGACACUUUCAUCGAGUACGACGUCGAGCUGAACGCGCUGAAGGACGACAGGAAAGAGUGUGUGAACGGCACCAUCCAGUGGAAGAAGAACUACACUGCAGGACUGAACAUGAGCCAGAGCGGCUGGAGCGCCAUGAGCAAUGCAACAUGGGAAAUGAUGACUCCUCUGGAGGAGCUGCCCUGUGGGAAUCUAGACAUCGAAUACGAAAUGACCAAAUUCGCUUUUUACUACGCUGGAAUUGGAAUCGCAGUGUUUUUGUUGGGCUACCUCCAGAUCUCGCUGUGGGUGAGAGCAGCGGCCGGACAAGUCCAGCUCAUCAGAAAACAGUAUUUCAGUAAAGUGAUGCGGAUGGAGAUCGGCUGGUUCGACUGUACGUCUGUGGGGGAGCUCAACACUCGCAUGUCUGACGACAUCAACAAGAUCAACAACGCCAUCGCCGACCAGGUGGCCAUUUUCCUGCAGCGUUUCACCACGUUCGUGUGCGGCUUCUGCGUCGGCUUCAUCAAAGGCUGGAAGCUAACUCUGGUGAUUGUAGCGGCGAGUCCUCUGAUCGGCGUCGCGACCGGCCUCAUGGCGCUAUUCGUGGCGAAGCUGACGGGUCUGGAGCUGCAGGCGUACGCUAAGGCGGGAGCGGUGGCUGACGAGGUCCUGUCUUCUAUUCGUACGGUGGCGGCGUUUGGCGGGGAGAAAAAGGAAGUGGACAGAUACGAUAGAAACCUGGUGUCCGCGCAGCAGUGGGGCAUCAGGAAGGGCCUCAUCAUGGGGUUCUUCACCGGAUACAUGUGGUUCAUCAUCUUCCUCUGUUACGCUCUGGCCUUUUGGUACGGCUCCGGUUUGGUGGUGGACGCAAAGGAGUACACGCCGGGAACGCUACUGCAGGUGUUUUUCGGUGUCUUGAUCGCCGCCAUGAACUUGGGCCAGGCGUCUCCGUGUCUGCAGGCGUUUGCCGCGGGCCGUGGAGCCGCAACCAGCAUCUUCGAAACUAUCGAUAGAGAGCCGGAGAUCGACUGUUUGUCCGAGGCUGGAUAUAAACUGGACAGGGUCAAAGGAGAUAUUGAGUUUCAUAACGUGACCUUCCACUACCCCUCGAGACCUGAAGUAAAGAUCCUGGACCAGCUCAGCGUCGCAGUGAAGUCGGGAGAGACCACGGCGUUUGUGGGUCCGAGCGGCGCGGGGAAAAGCACCACCGUUCAGCUCAUCCAACGCUUCUACGACCCCAAAGAGGGCAUGGUGACCCUGGACGGCCAUGACAUCAGAGGGCUCCAUAUCCAGUGGCUGCGCUCUCUGAUUGGCAUCGUGGAGCAGGAGCCGGUGCUUUUCGCCACCACCAUCGCAGAGAACAUCCGCUACGGACGUCCCGGGGUGACCAUGGAUGAUAUCGUUAAGGCUACGAAGGAGGCCAACGCGUACAACUUCAUCAUGGACUUGCCUCAGAAAUUCGACACGCUGGUGGGCGAGGGCGGUGGUCAGAUGAGCGGAGGACAGAAGCAGCGCAUCGCCAUAGCCCGAGCGCUGGUCAGAAACCCUCGUAUUCUCCUGCUGGACAUGGCCACGUCUGCUCUGGACAACGAGAGCGAGGCCGUGGUCCAAGAAGCUCUGGAUAAAGUACGACUGGGCAGGACGACCAUCUCCAUCGCUCACCGCUUGUCCACGAUAAAGAACGCGGACGUGAUCGUGGGUUUCGAGCAUGGGCGUGCGGUUGAGCGAGGGAAACACAACGAGCUACUGGAGAGGAAGGGAGUGUACUUCACCCUGGUCACGCUGCAGAGCCAAGGAGACAAGGCUCUGAACGAGAAAGCCAGAGAAAUGGCCAACACAGAAGAAGAUCUGGAGGGACGCACGAUGAUCAGAGCAGGAAGCUACCGAGAGAGUCUGAGGGCCUCCAUUCGCCAGCGGACCAGAUCACAGAUGUCCAACCUCAUUCCUAAUUCAGUUUCCUCCGCGGGAGAUCUUGGCCCCAGAGCGUACUCGCUGUCCCAGCCCGACAAAUCAAAGGCUGCUGUCGAAGAAGAGGAGGAGUCGGUGGAACCCGCUCCCGUGGCGAGGAUCCUCAAAUACAACCGACCCGAGUGGCCGUACAUGCUGUUCGGAUCCAUCGGCGCCGCAGUUAACGGAGGAGUCAACCCCGUGUACUCGCUGCUCUUCAGUCAAAUCCUGGCUACUUUCUCUAUACCGGAUUCUCAGAAGCAGCGUGACGAGAUAGAUAACAUCUGCCUCUUCUUUGUCCUGGUCGGAGUGCUUUCUUUCGUCACGCAGAUGCUUCAGGGUUACGCCUUUUCAAAGUCUGGAGAGCUGUUGACCCGGAGGCUGCGGCGGCUGGGGUUCCACGCUAUGCUGGGGCAGGAGGUCGGCUGGUUCGACGACCACAGGAACAGCCCCGGAGCGCUGACCACACGGCUGGCCACGGAUGCUUCACAGGUUCAAGGGGCCACUGGCUCCCAGAUCGGAAUGAUCGUGGACUCUCUGACGAACAUCGGCGUGGCCAUCCUGAUGUCCUUCUACUUCAGCUGGAAGCUCACCAUGGUCAUUCUGUGCUUCCUGCCGUUCAUCGUUCUGUCUGGAGGGUUUCAGGCUCAAAUGCUCACGGGUUUUGCUAAACAGGACAAAGCCGCGAUGGAGACGGCGGGACGGAUUUCUGGCGAGGCUCUGAACAACAUCCGCACCAUCGCCGGUUUGGGCAAAGAGAAGCUUUUUGUGGAGAUGUUCGAGGCGCAGCUCCACGCUCCCUACGACGCCGCGAUAAAGAAAGCCAACGUGUACGGCGCUUGCUACGGCUUCGCGCAGUGCGUCGUGUUCUUCACAAACUCCGCCUCCUACAGGUUCGGCGGAUAUUUGGUACGACAAGAGGGGCUACACUUCAGCAUGGUUUUCCGGGUGAUUUCGGCCAUUAUUACAGGCGGUCAAGCCCUGGGCAGAGCGUCGUCCUACACGCCGGACUACGCCAAAGCCAAGAUCUCAGCUGCACGUUUCUUCCAGCUGCUCGACCGUGUUCCUCUUAUCAGCGUCUACAGCGACAAGGGGAAAAAAUGGGAUAACUUCCAAGGCAACCUCGAGUUCAUUGACUGUAAGUUCACCUACCCCUCCAGGCCCGACAUCCAGGUGCUCAACGGUCUAAAUGUUUCCGUGAAGCCGGGCCAAACUCUGGCCUUUGUGGGCAGCAGCGGCUGUGGUAAAAGCACGAGCGUGCAGCUGCUGGAGAGGUUCUACGACCCGGACCACGGCCGUGUGAUGAUCGACGGCCACAGCUCCACGCAGGUCAACGUGGCCUUCCUGCGCUCCAAGAUCGGCAUCGUGUCCCAAGAGCCCAUCCUGUUUGACUGCAGCAUAGCGGAAAACAUCAAGUACGGCGACAACUCCAGGGAAAUCAGCCUGAACGAGGUCAUCUCAGCCGCUAAGAAAGCUCAGCUCCACAGCUUUGUCAUGUCUCUACCCGAGAAAUACGACACAAACGUGGGGGCGCAGGGCUCGCAGUUGUCCCGCGGGCAGAAGCAGAGGAUCGCCAUCGCCAGAGCCAUUAUCCGUGACCCCAAAAUCCUGCUGCUGGACGAAGCCACGUCAGCUCUGGACACGGAGAGCGAGAAGACGGUCCAGGACGCUCUGGACAAAGCUCGAGAAGGCCGCACCUGCAUCGUCAUCGCUCACCGUCUGUCCACCAUUCAGAACUCUGACAUCAUCGCCGUCAUGUCCCGCGGCUACGUCAUCGAAAAGGGGACGCACGACCACCUCAUGAGCCUGAAGGGGGCGUACUACAAGCUCGUCACCACGGGAGCGCCGAUUAGCUAAACGCUCGAGGAGGAAGAAGAAGAAGAAGAAGAAAACAGCGACCGAGAACGACAUUGUUACAAAAACGUGGGAGCGUGUUCCGACAGUUCACUCUUACAGUAUUUAUAUGAACCAGAAAGUGUGUGUUUGAGUUUUGUGUUGUGUUUUGUUGCUCUUUAUCAGUGUUUCAGGUGUACGGGGACCCCUAGUGGUACGGAGGGGAACAGUUUGGAGUGAUUUCAGAUUUAAAAAAGAUGGAACGGACAAGUAUUUGAAACUUAAACGUUCUUUGUAAUGUUUCUGUAGAAUAAUUUUGACAUGAGGAUAAUUAAAACAAGAAAACACAAUUGGUUUUAUUGAUUAUAUUGUAAAAAAAAUUAAGAUAUGUGGGUUACGACUGGGGCUGUCCAUCAAAAGUAAAGUUAUAAACGCCCAAAUGAAAGCUUAAAGUGAGGUGUAAUACGCACAAAAUAUCACAAAAAUGAUUAUAAAGAGAAAAACAAGGCGUUCUUGAUUGGGUUUUUUCAUUCAAACGUGGCUUGAAAUGUUGUGACGGUUUAUUUUAAUAGGUGAGAUUUUACUUUUAAGUGUUUUUUUCAUCUGUGUUUGUGAAAUUUCAGGUUUUAAUGGCGAAUAUAUUGGAGAAGUUUGUUUAUAAAGUGAAUUGUGUAAAGACGAUGGCGGGAACGGGGAAUAGUUUUGUUUUGGGACGUCACAGUUGUUGUUUUUUUGCUUUUAUUUCAGUUUGUGUUAAUGAAAAAAAGAAUUAAUAAAAGGUUUAAACUAG
Periophthalmus magnuspinnatus is the source of this 4843-nucleotide messenger RNA. RefSeq names its product bile salt export pump-like. Gene Ontology annotation, biological process: transmembrane transport. The record is from RefSeq and is a predicted model, not a curated record. The transcript is spliced from 28 exons. Gene Ontology annotation, molecular function: ATP binding; ABC-type transporter activity; ATP hydrolysis activity. The coding region runs from base 1 to 4077 and encodes 1358 amino acids. Gene Ontology annotation, cellular component: membrane. NCBI's taxonomy places the organism in Eukaryota, Metazoa, Chordata, Actinopteri, Gobiiformes, Gobiidae.